CAACCUUACCAAACCAACUCUCUCAUCUUCUUCUUACUCUCUAGAUUCCAUUUCCGAUCUCUAUUUCAAAUCUUCUACAUAAACUCUCGUUGUUUCUAUUUCUGGAUCUUUGUUUCCUUAUAAAGUAUCAAUCUUUUUCUUGCUAUGGCUGGAACUAAAGAUUCUCACAUAGUGGAGAUUCCUGUAGACGAAGAGCACAAAGAGAAGCACCAACAACAACAGUUGGUUACGGUCCCAAAUCCAGGAAUACUCAGGGUGAUUCAGCAGCAUCCCUUGUCUGAGAUCUCAGAGUCUCCAGGCCACUUGUUGCUUUUAAAGCUAUGGCAAAGAGAAGAAGAUCUCUUCUGUCGCCGUGUCCUUCGUAAAGAAUCAAGGCUCGAAUCAAUCAAAAGAGAGAUCUUUCAACUCUGCUGUUUCUUCCUCAUAUUCCACGGUCUCUUCUUCACCAUCGUCUACUCUUCUUCCUGCUCUGACGAUGUUGAUGACGUGAUGAAAGGAGAUGCGGUCUGCAAGAAAUGGUGGAUACCUUCUGCAGUGUCACUAGCCACUUCGCUGGUUCUGGUGUUCCUCGUUCAGGCUAAGCUGUUCUUGUUCUGGAAAGUUUCUAGAGGAGUUCAUAGGGAGAGGAAUGAUAACAGAACGCUUACUCGGUGUGUGUUGGAGCUGAGGAUGAAAGGGUCGAGCUUUGAUCUGUCAAAGGAGCCGAUGAGUGGGAAGAGGAUGAAGAGCUCGAGCGUUGAGAUUAAGUGGAAGCCUGUUACUUGGUUCUCUCAGUAUUUGAUUACCAUUGUUCUUCUUGUCUUUGCAGGGUUGUUCUUUCCCAUCUCUAAGUUCAUCCUCUGCGGGUUUUGAUCAGACAAACAAACUUUUCUGUUCAUUUUUCUUUUCGGUAAGCAAAUCUUCUGCUUUUGUACUUCAAUAAAAAAGACUGGACUAUCAGUAAUAAAUGUGUUAUAUUUUCUCAGGAUU
Eruca vesicaria subsp. sativa (arugula) is the source of this 969-nucleotide messenger RNA. The record is from the annotation of a GenBank genome assembly. Lineage: Eukaryota; Viridiplantae; Streptophyta; Magnoliopsida; Brassicales; Brassicaceae.